Hevea brasiliensis (rubber tree) is the source of this 612-nucleotide messenger RNA. RefSeq names its product premnaspirodiene oxygenase-like. The transcript is spliced from 2 exons. Lineage: Eukaryota; Viridiplantae; Streptophyta; Magnoliopsida; Malpighiales; Euphorbiaceae. The record is from RefSeq and is a predicted model, not a curated record. The coding region runs from base 1 to 612 and encodes 203 amino acids. Gene Ontology annotation, molecular function: monooxygenase activity; heme binding; oxidoreductase activity, acting on paired donors, with incorporation or reduction of molecular oxygen.
AUGUAUUCAUCAGCUUUGACAAAAAAUGAAAAACUGGAUGCAAAGUCUGCCUUGUUGGAUGGUUGUGAGUGCCCGUCAGAAGCGCAAGCAGAGGUAAGACAAGUGUUGGAUGGAAAAGGAGAUGCGGACGAAAAACGCAUUGAAGAGUUAAAGUACCUGAAAUUAGUACUCAGAGAAACCUUAAGGCUACACCCUCCAGUGCCCCUUCUGCUUCCAAGAGAAUGCAGUGAGACUUGCGAGAUUAAUGGCUACAAGAAACCUGUCAAGACUAAAGUGGUUGUCAAUGCAUGGGCACUCGGAAGAGAUCCAAGUUAUUGGAGUGAAGCUGAGACAUUCAUUCCAGAGAGAUUUCUUGACAGUUCAAUUGAUUUUAAGGGAAACAACUUUGAAUAUAUCCCAUUUGGAGCUGGAAGGAGAAUCUGUCCAGGCAUAUCGUUUGCCCAGUCUAACAUUGAGUUGCCACACGCUCAUUUAUUAUAUCAUUUUGAUUGGAAACUUGCUAAUGGGUUGAAACAAGAAGAUCUGGACAUGACAGAGACUUUUGGGCUGACUGCAAGAAAAAAACAAAAUCUUGUCUUAAUUCCCAUUCCUUAUGCAAGCCUGUUCAAGUGA